This is a messenger RNA of Prunus mume (Japanese apricot), 2219 nucleotides long. RefSeq names its product microtubule-associated proteins 65-1 (gene MAP65-1). Gene Ontology annotation, biological process: cytokinesis by cell plate formation; microtubule cytoskeleton organization. Lineage: Eukaryota; Viridiplantae; Streptophyta; Magnoliopsida; Rosales; Rosaceae. Gene Ontology annotation, molecular function: microtubule binding. The record is from RefSeq and is a predicted model, not a curated record. Gene Ontology annotation, cellular component: cytoplasm; spindle.
UCUCUGUCCUGUGGUAGCUUCCAUCACUCUCUCACUCAGAGAUUGCACCGAGGAAGACACACACUACGGCACUCACUCUCUUAGAUCUGAAACCCACAAACCCCAAAAACCCUGAGCUCCGAGGACGAUCUGUCUAGGUGGUGAUUUAACAAAAAUGGCUGUCGCGGAUGCUGAAAACCCUCGUCUUGGAGAAAUAACUUGUGGUUCUUUACUGCAGAAACUACAGGAAAUUUGGAAUGAAGUUGGCGAGAGUGAUGAAGAACGAGACAAAAUGCUUCUUCAAUUAGAGCAAGAGUGUCUAGAUGUAUACAAGAGGAAGGUCGAGCUGGCAGCAAUGUCAAGGGCACAGCUUCUUCAGGCAUUGUCUGAUGCCAAACUUGAACUUUCCAGUCUUGUAUCAGCUCUUGGAGAAAAAAGUUUUGUUGGAGUUCCCGAGAAGACUUCAGGAACAAUCAAGGAACAGCUUGCGGCUAUAGCGCCAGUACUGGAGCAGCUGUGGAAACAGAAAGAGGACAGGGUGAAGGAGUUUUCUGAUGUACAGUCACAGAUACAAAAGAUUUGUGGAGAAAUUGCUGGGAACUUGAAUCUCAGUGAGAGUCCUGCUGUUGAUGAGUCUGAUCUAUCCCUGAAGAAAUUAGAUGAAUAUCAAUCCCAACUUCAUGAUCUUCAAAAGGAAAAGAGUGAAAGAUUGCACAAGGUGCUUGAAUUUGUGAGCACAGUGCAUGACCUUUGUGCUGUACUUGGGCUGGACUUCUUGAGUACUGUUACAGAGGUCCAUCCUAGCUUAAAUGACUCAACUGGUGUGCAAUCUAAAAGCAUUAGCAAUGAUACUUUAUCUAGGCUGGCUAAGACUGUCUUAGCACUAAAAGAAGAUAAGAAGCAGAGGCUGCAUAAGCUCCAAGAGUCAGCAACACAGCUACUUGAUCUGUGGAAUCUGAUGGAUACCCCUGAUGAGGAAAGGGGAUUCUAUGACCAUGUUACCUGUAACAUAUCAGCUUCAGUGGAUGAAGUGACUGUUCCUGGGGCUCUUGCCUGGGAUCUGAUUGAGCAGGUAUUUAUGCAUAUGAUGUUCAGUGGUUUGUUAAAACAAUUUAUGAUGGCUGUUUACUCAUUUCUCGAUUUUGUUUUGAAGACUGAGGUCGAAGUUGAGCGGCUUGAUCAGCUGAAAUCAAGCAGGAUGAAGGAAAUUGCAUUCAAGAAGCAAUCAGAGCUUGAGGAGAUUUUCACUCGAGCUCACAUAGAAAUAGAUCCAGAAGCUGCGAGAGAAAAGAUUAUGGAACUGAUUGAUUCUGGGAAUGUUGAACCUACUGAAUUACUGGCUGACAUGGAUGAUCAGAUAGCGAAAGCGAGGGAUGAAGCUCUAAGCAGAAAGGAUAUAUUGGACAAAGUUGAGAAAUGGAUGUCAGCCUGCGAAGAAGAGAGUUGGCUUGAGGACUACAAUCGCGAUGAAAACAGGUAUAAUGCAAGUAGAGGUGCACAUCUAAACCUCAAGCGUGCAGAGAAAGCACGUAUUCUGGUUAACAAAAUUCCAGCUCUUGUGGACACAUUAGUAGCCAAAACUCGUGGGUGGGAGGAAGAUCGUGGCAUAUCAUUUACUUAUGAUGGUGUUCCUCUCCUUGCUAUGCUAGAUGAAUAUGCCAUGCUUAGGCAAGACAGAGAAGAAGAGAAGCGGAGGAUGAGGGAUCAGAAGAAGUAUCAAGAGCUACAACACACAGAACAAGAAACCAUAUUUGGCUCAAAGCCUAGCCCUGCUCGACCAGUUGGCACAAAGAAGGUAGUAGGUCCUCGUGCAAAUGGAGGUCCAAAUGGAACUCCUAGCAGACGGCUAUCACUCAAUGCUCAUCAAAAUGGAAGCAGGUCUGUAACAAAAGAUGCGAAGAAGGAUCUUAGGCCCAUUGCUCCUAUGAACUAUGUUGAGAUAGCAAAAGAGGACGCUGCGUCCCACAUUUCUGGCACUGAUACACUUCCGGUGUCACCAUAAUAGUAAGGGAGAUAAUUGUAGGUUACACCUCUGUCAAAUUUUAGUGUUUUAACUAGUUACUGUUGUAGGGAUAUGAUGUAUGAAACAGUGAGGGUAAAUUGGAGAGUGAACUGUGUGUACCUGUGCAUGUGUUUUAGCAUUCGGAGGCUUUCUAAAUACACGUUGCGUUCUCUGUUCUUCAUGUUUUGGCUGGUAGCUAUUGUGUUCGAAAUAAAAUCCUGCCACUGCGUUCUUGCCA